Messenger RNA from Symbiodinium pilosum, 310 nucleotides. The record is from the annotation of a GenBank genome assembly. NCBI's taxonomy places the organism in Eukaryota, Dinophyceae, Suessiales, Symbiodiniaceae.
GAGGUCCCAGCGUCGUUCGGCGCGGGACCCGGCCUACGGCGUCACAAGCGCGGCUCGGUCCGUCCUUUUGGGCGAGAUGCUCCAGUCUCGUGUGAGCAGGCGCGAAGACCUGCAGAAGGCCCUCGACAAUAUGACAGCUGACGACCCGGCGCGUGAGAACACAGAAGCUGAGCUUCAGGAGCGGGGCGCUGUCAUCAAGAACCUCAAGGAGGAGCAGACGGCCACGCAACGGGGCACAAAGGCUGGGCACAGUAGCCGACAGGAGCGGGACAAGCCGGAGAUGGCAAGAGAGCUGAGAAGCACCGUCUGA